Molecule: messenger RNA, 1746 nt
Organism: Trypanosoma conorhini
Lineage: Eukaryota; Euglenozoa; Kinetoplastea; Trypanosomatida; Trypanosomatidae
Exons: 1
Coding region: 1-1746 (581 amino acids)
Molecular function (GO): catalytic activity
Source: RefSeq, a predicted model, not a curated record
AUGACGUCUACGGGAGGGAACAUAUGGAACUCCAUUAGCUUCUACAAGGCGUACUUGCCACCCGCCGAGGCCAAAAGGACCAUGCAGUACGUCGUGUUGGCGCUGGAGGAAGGCCGUGGCGGGGAGCUUGCGGACUCUGUGGACUCACCACUUGCUACGCCGUCGCCUCUGAGGUCGAGCACGCCACCGCCAGAUAAGUUGCCUCGGCCAUUUGACCUAUCUAAUGGGUUUCCUGCUACCCGACGAGACUCUGAUGCACGCACUGCCUCAUCUACUGAAAACAAUGCGGGGGCUCGUAUGCAGAAGCCGCUUCGUUUCUUUCUUUGCAAGAAGGAGGAUGUGGCGCCACCGGAACUGAAGCAGAUGCUUGGCAAGGUGAAUUAUUGCUUUAUGCUGUGUGCGAGAAGUCUUCAUGGAAGACCAUGUAAUUGCCAUAAGGCCCAUCUUUUGAACGUUUCCGUCUGGCGGCUGGAGCUGAGCGCCUUUGAUCUGAAAAAAUUCUAUAUCUCGAGUGGCUUUUAUGUGCAUUGUGUAAAUACUGAGCAGAUACGACCCACAGCUGGGUUUUUAUUUGCGGCUGGGCUUCUUCACGAGGGUGUCAUUGAAGCUGCGCAGCCCAUCGUCUGCCGCCACAAUGAAAGAUGCCGAUACGGUUCACGCUGCCUUUUCGUCCAUGCCGAUAUUAGAACGGAGGAGCGAACUUCAAUGCUGGCAUCAUGGCCGUUGAAGCACAUCCUCAAGGCACAAUCUUGCUUGCCUCUGUUUUUAUCCCAAUUAGAUGAAUUGGGGCUGCGUACGGUAGGCGAUGUGCAACAGUUGAGUAGCAAUGCCUUUGAUGCCAUUGUCGCUAGGAGUGACCCUCGUUGGCUCGUUCAGUGGUUGAACAUUGCCCUCGUCCGCGAUAUUCAGGCGCGACAUCCGCUGCAGGAGGUUCUUGCCACUUUCCCAGAUAUUCCCACACCGGUGUCGCUGCCAGCCUGUUUGACGAAUGUCUCGUCACUGAUCGGACUCUCUUCCAAGGAGUUCUAUUCAUUGGUCCUGCCUGUGAAGGUUCAGGCGGCAUGUGAGCAACUCCGUGCUCGAUUUGAGCCUGACCGGAACUGUAACAUACUGGAUCUCAAGAAGGAGCCUGCAGGCUCCUUUAUUUCAACAGUGUGCCCUAUCAUCAUGUCUUUUCGUCAAAAGCACGCUCAUGUUAGCUGGCGCAAAAAGGACCCUAAUAGGCCUGUGGUGACAUCGUUGAUAACAUAUGUUGAUCCUGAGGGGUGCCACUGCCAGGUGAACGCUGGCCAGCGUGCGCGGUCCCCGGCGUUGAUGAGUUCUAAUGGCCGGGAAAGGCAGGGGAAGCAUCCAAGCAAUACAUGGUGCACCUGCAACAGAUCCUACGUGAUAGCAGUAAACUAUGAACUUAGUACACCUAGCGGAUCACGGUGUUCUGAACAGAACGCCUUGGGCAAACUUGCAUCUAUGGGGCUUCCAACCUGUGCCAUACGCGAGGUUUUUGUCCACGGCGAAAACCUGGGCGCCCAAACGGAUCCCAAUCCGUUGUUUCCAUGUGGUGUGUGUGAGAAUAUGCUGCGCAAGGUCACCCGUGACGUGUAUGACACAUACGGAGGGGAUGUGGUUUUGUACAUGUUUGAUUCCACUGUGAACCCCAAAAAACUUGUCUACCUUCCCAUCAAUGAGAUAUCGUAUCGUGAUGGGAGAAAUUUUAGUAAGUUCAUUGCAGAUUUGCGGGAGGAGUAA